UGGUAAAAUGGACGGUCAGCAAGAAGUUUUGUUUAGCCUGGGUUAUUUUAUAAUAGCUCUAUGCCUCGUUAUACCUCCACGAGAAUUUGUUAGCUUGGGACUGACCAUACAAAAUCUUUUUUCAUCCUAUCUUGGUGUGGAAGAUGUGCAGUUCGUGUCAUUCCAUUUGAAGCGAACUUCUAUAACUGUAGUUUGUCAUUCUUUGAUACCUUUAGGUUAUUACAUUGGUUUGGGAAUUACGUCUCCAAAACUUCAGUUAUUCAAUCAUCAAGAGAAUGGAUUAUUUGCAAAAGUACUUCUCCUGUUGUCUUUGUUGAUCUUUCUGAUUGCAUUCUCUGUCGUCCUCUAUUGGUCAAGAAAUGGUUGGAAGAAUCACCCUUUGGUAGUAAUCUUGAGUCACCAUGGUAACCCUUGGACCGAUGUUGCAUCAAGGCUAGACGUGGAAUUUCGUAGGAUUGACAAGUUUUCUACUAUUAUUGGUGGAACAAGCGUGUAUGUCACUGACUCGUGGAUAAUCAAAUGUUCGGCAUAUAAAGUUGAUGUUGCACACAAACCUGAUGUCCACUUGAACAUCGUUAAGGCAGAGGACCAUGAAAUAUCGAUAGAAACACAUUUUGCCGUGCAGUAUCUCAACAUUGAAGUGUUGAGCAUAAACUCUUCGGUGAAGCCAUUUGUGAUCAGAUUGAACUCGCUUGAUUACUCCGAACUCAGAGAAAAAAUUCAAGCUCCAAUUGUGAAUGCAAGAAAUGUUAUCAUCCAUCAGUCAAUCAGUGAUCAGUUUGUCAAGGCAUUCAAGGAGCAAGUUGAACAAAAUGAGCGCUAUCACAUUGAUAGAGCUUCAGAGAUCAUAGAAUCAUGCAUCGGUUGCAUGGUACAGGAUUCAAAUGUUAAACUUCAAAAACUUUGUGCAUCUUCAGGCAAUGAAGCAUGUAUUAAUUGUUUUUGUCGUCCAAUGUGGUGUUUGGAGUGUAUGGGCAAAUGGUUUGCCAGUCGUCAAGACCAGCACUCUCCUGGUGACUGGAUGUCAUGUACGUCACCAUGUCCAACUUGUAGAGCAAAGUUUUGUGUCUUAGAUGUCAGUUUACUGGCAUAAAAACAGCAUGAACCUCUAAUUUAUGGAACAGGAAUAUAUGGUCAUCAGAAAUUUAUGUUUCAAACGACAAAUGCAAAGUAGAUUAUGCAAAUCUGUGAAAGGAGACUACUUCAAACCUGAUACGGGCAUAGAUAAAUCUUUAGAUAUUAAAAAAACUUUUAAUUGA
This is a messenger RNA of Xenia sp. Carnegie-2017, 1259 nucleotides long. RefSeq names its product E3 ubiquitin-protein ligase TM129-like. The transcript has 4 exons. Lineage: Eukaryota; Metazoa; Cnidaria; Anthozoa; Malacalcyonacea; Xeniidae. The record is from RefSeq and is a predicted model, not a curated record. The coding region runs from base 8 to 1093 and encodes 361 amino acids. Gene Ontology annotation, cellular component: membrane; endoplasmic reticulum. Gene Ontology annotation, molecular function: ubiquitin protein ligase activity. Gene Ontology annotation, biological process: protein ubiquitination.